AUGGCGGCUGGAAGGCAGAUGCCGAGGGACACCGAGGGGGCCACAUCAUUCCGCAUCCGGAUCAACUUGCUCAGUGGAAGUCAGAUGGUUAUCCAAGUGGUGCCAGACACGUCGAUCGAAAGCUUGAGGGUGGCGGUGGAGAACGCCUUGGAAGAAAUCCAUGGUGGCGGCCGCCAAAUCAUCUUUCCGUUCGUGCGCUUUCUUCCUCCCGAUGUGAACCUGACAAGCACUGUCGUGCAGGCUGGGCUGACAGACGACGAUGUCCUGGCGGUCAUCCAAAAGCCUCGGAUCUUCUGGUCCAGUGGCAUAAAGAGGUGGCAUGUGCAGCUGAGGGCAGAUGGCGUGCUUGAGAUACCACAGCCGUGGGGCUUGCGUGCGCCCUCUGCAAUCGCCCCGCCGGCUCGGUUCCUGAUGAAAGUGAAGGACGUGGUUCUGAACAGCUCGUCUUGUGCAGCUCUGAUGGAGGAUGGAUCGGUGACGACUUGGGGGCUAACCGGCCAAGGAGGUGACAGUGAAGAAGUGCAGUACCUGCUCCACGACGUGACGAGCCUCGCAGCCAGCGACUGCGCAUUUGCGGCACUGCGCAUGGAUGGCAGCGCAGUUGCCUGGGGCGAUCCUGUCCUCGGUGGCUCCUGUGAGCAUGUUGACGAUGAGCUGGUCGAGGUGACAGGGAUCCAAGGAUGCUCUGAGGGCUUCGCUGCCUUGCGGCUUGAUGGCUCGGUGGUUACCUGGGGCCAUCCGGUCAUCGACGUCAGAAAUCCGGAGCUCCGCAACAUCAAAGCAAUCAAGGGUCUUCGACUUGAAGCAGCCUUUGCAGCCCUCCGUGCAGAUGGUGUGGUGAUCACAUGGGGUGUAUACGGCCAGUUCCUGUUGCGUGGCGUUCUUCAACUGGAGGCCACUGAGUCAGCUUUUGCGGCUGUGCUCAACAACGGAUCGGUGAGGGUAUGGGGAGACCCGGACUUCGGUGGCGAUGCAGCAGCAGUUCAACACAACUUGCAAGACGUUCUUCAGAUUGCAGCUACAUUUGCCGCUUUUGCCGCGCGAAACAAAGACGGCACGGUGACGUCAUGGGGCUUGCCGAGUGCUGGUGGAGACCAAGGCGCAGUGUGGGAUCGUUUGGUGGAUGUGGAGGAUAUCACCACCGACAGUGACAGCUUUGGGAGCUUCUUCGUGGCUACCUUGGUGAAUGGUGAGCAGAUUGGGUUCCGUGGCGAAAUGUGGUGCACCACAGUGGAACUCUGGGAGAUGUGGAACUCCAGGAAAUCUCUGGAGCCCAUGCUCCAGAAGAUGGGCUUAAAGGUCGCGGCGGACGCGAUUGAUGGGACCUCCAAGAGUGAAGAAGGCGGCCGCCAUUUCUCGGAUGCUCUCGUGUCCGUGGGCGCAGCCGGUCGAGGUGGAACCGGCUCUUUUGUGUCCUCGAACGGCCUGAUUUUGACAAAUUGGCAUGUUGCCUAUGACGCCGUCCGACAAGCUUCUCUACAAGGCAGCCACGACUAUGUGCGGGAUGGUUUCGUUUCUAAGUCGUUGGAGGGAGAAUUGCGAGGUCCCAACUACGAAGUAUGGAUUACGAAGUCCUGCAAGGAUGUGUCCCAAGAGGUCAACAAAGUGAUUGGGUCCGAGCAAGAUCCACUGAAGCGCGCCAACCGUGUUCGAGACGUCAUGCAAGAGAUUGCCCAAGCCGCGCAAGAGGACCCUUCUACGGGAGCAAGCUCUGGCGGGAAACGCUGUGACGUUCAAGAGAUGCUCCCCAAUGAGUCUUAUGUCUUGUUUACAUACGAAAGAAUCAAGGAUGUGCGGAUCGUCUACGUCCCGCCCAAGAGUUUAGGCAACUUCGGUGGUGAUACCGACAACUUUGAGUGGCCGCGACACACCGCCGACUUUACUCUGCUGAGAGCAUAUGUGGGUCCAGAUGGCCAGGCUGCCGACUAUUCAGCUGACAACGUGCCCUACCAACCCAAGUCUUUUCUGAAAGUCCAAGAGCAAGGUGCUGCGGAGGGUGACUUCGUCUUUCUGCUGGGGUUUCCAGGCCAGACCAUGCGCUACGCACCCACCUCCCGACUGCGCUACUCGGAUGAAGUUGCCGUCCCUAACAUGGUGUCGGACUUCGCGCGGAAGCUCCAGCUGAUCGCGCAGUAUGAGAAGGAUUCGGAAGAAGCGGCCCUGAAACUGGGUACCAGCAAGAAGGGCCUGGCCAAUGAGCACAAGCGCAGCCAAGGCAAGCUGGUCAUGAUGCGGAAGCUGGGUUUGAUGCGAGAACGCUCCGAAGAAGAGAGAGCUCUCUGUGACAAGGCCGGUCCCGAAACACGGGAGGCCCUUGAUCGUCUUGCCCAAAUUUACGACGAGUUCCGUGCCAUGGCCGGCGUCUCCCAAGCCUUGGAGGCCUGUCGCGGCAUCUACGGUGGCAGUGCCCUCCUGGCCGUGGGCCACUCCCUGCACGAGUACCUCAAAGUCGAGCGCCCCAAGCCCGACGGGGAGCGGGAGUCGACGUACCGGCAGCGCAACCUGCCCUUCCUCGCCCAGCGCCUCGCGAAGCGCCUGGGUGAGAUCCACCCCCCGCACGAGGUGGCGCUCAUCAAGGACGCCCUGGCCACCCUGGAAAAGACUCCCGAGCUGAAGGACGUCUUCGCCAAGGUCAGGGAGGACUUCGGAGGCGAAAGUUACCUCUCGAAGAUGGCGCCGACUGCGGCAAGCUCGAAGCUGCAACUUUUGGGGGACCCUGAGCUUCUCAAGGCCAUCUUUGCCGAAGAUGGCGACAAAGAUCGGGAGACGAGCCUCCUUCACGACCCGUUUCUGAAGUGCGGGGGCUCCCUCUGGGAGACGUACGCGGGCAACCGGGAUCGAUCCAAGGCGCUGUUCAGUGAGCGAGACGCGCUGUUUGCCAAGCUGCUCGAGCUUCAGCGCAAGCACAGCGAUGGCGAAGUCAUGUAUCCUGAUUGCAACGGAUCUCUGCGACUUUCUGCAGGCUUCGUUGAAGGCUAUGAAGCUGCCGAUGCGGUCGUGUGCAAGCCGCAAACCACACUUGCUGGCUUACAUGACAAGGCUGUGGAGGCAAAGUUGAGUAUGGACGAGGGAAGAAUGGCGGAGUUCAGCUGCCCCGAUCGUCUCUACGACAUGCUUUCGUCCCCGGACUCGAAAGCCAAGGCGGUUCCUGUCUGCUUGCUGUAUUCGACGGAUACAGUGGGUGGCAACUCAGGGAGCCCCGUGAUGAAUGCCCAGGGAGAGCUGGUGGGCAUCAACUUCGACCGGCAGCGCCAAGGCCUCAUGAAUGAGUUCAAGUGGAGUAAGGACUACUCUCGAAGUAUGGGCGUCGACGUCCGGUACAUGCUCUGGCUUGUGGGAGAGUACGACGGAGCGUCAACUCUCGUAAAGGAGAUGCUUGCAGGGUAG
This is a messenger RNA of Symbiodinium natans, 3387 nucleotides long. The record is from the annotation of a GenBank genome assembly. Lineage: Eukaryota; Dinophyceae; Suessiales; Symbiodiniaceae.